AUGGGCUUCAGUGAGCGUGUCUGUCAGAUCUGCGGUGUCUCCUUCAACGUCGGACGCAUUAGGACGAAGGAUGAGCCCACCAAAGCCGGGUGGGGUGGCAGACUGCGCGGCAACUCACCUGUCUUCGACCCCGAGUGUGAGGCCGAUGGUUGCGCGAACGAAGAACGAAUGAUCCCAGAGUUUGUUUGCCAUGACGGCUCUGUAUCUGAGGCGGAGCAGGCUAUUGAGCAUCUUGCCGGUCCUUCGUGCAUCUCUACGAGUGGGUACUCAGGUCAUCGUAUUACAUGGAAGGAGAUGAAGGACUGCACACAAGUCCAAUGCCUCAAGUACAAGGCUUCUGAUUGGGAACCCGAGCCAGGAGACGAAGACUUUGUGCUGCAAUCCCGCGAUGCCUUUCUCACUGGCAUCAGCACCGGGGCUCCUGACGAGUUCGAAGUACACCGGCUCGAGCCAGUGCGUCAUGGUGUCCGCGAUACACCGAUGACGAAUGAGCUUUUGGACGAUGACUCUGAAGAUGGGAUGCCAAUGCACGCUCAAUGCUUUCAGGUGUUUAGAGAGCUGAGCAUCAGGAAGUUCGGCCGGACCGACAUUGACAGCCUAAUCGACCUAUGGGCGCAGCAGGGCUCCAUGGAGAACAGGUUUGAUGAUUUCCAGGAGACUCUUGACCUUCAGCUUGUGGUCCACCAACUCCAUCGACACGUUCCAGGAACGGAGUACAUGGUGGCCCACCCUCAUGACGUGGAGGGUCUGAACGAUCUCAUAGACAGAUGUACGAUCAAUGGAGCAGCCCAUACCGAUGCAGUCUUCGAGAACAGCGAUGACAAGGCACAUGUCGCGGACCCGUUCGCCAGUCUACCCCCUGAGCUCAGACUAAUGCUCCUACUGCAACUCGAGCGGACAGACGUCACGAACUUACGCCUGGUUUCUCGGAGCUUUCAGCAGCUUCCACAAAAGUAUUUCCAUAACCUCAUUACCACGGAGAUGCCACGGGUAUGGGAGAUCGAUAACCAGGAGCCUGGCACCAUAAAUUGGCAUCAACUAUGGUGUGCUCUAUCAGCAGCAGAUGGCGGCGCUGGCGUGGACGAACUAGUGCGGGCUUGGGUAACAGAUGGAGAGUACCUCCAUGUGUCUGCCGAACUGUAG
Saxophila tyrrhenica is the source of this 1143-nucleotide messenger RNA. RefSeq lists its product as uncharacterized. Lineage: Eukaryota; Fungi; Ascomycota; Dothideomycetes; Mycosphaerellales; Extremaceae. Gene Ontology annotation, molecular function: protein binding. Bases 1 to 1143 code for a protein of 380 amino acids. The record is from RefSeq and is a predicted model, not a curated record. The transcript is spliced from 4 exons.